Molecule: messenger RNA, 1032 nt
Organism: Quercus lobata
Lineage: Eukaryota; Viridiplantae; Streptophyta; Magnoliopsida; Fagales; Fagaceae
Product: zinc finger MYM-type protein 1-like
Exons: 4
Coding region: 1-1032 (343 amino acids)
Source: RefSeq, a predicted model, not a curated record
AUGGCUAUUGUUAUAAGAUUUGUAGACAAAGAUGGUUUUGUUCGAGAACGUUUUUUCGGGGUAGUUCAUGUCCCCGAUACUACGACAUUAACCCUAAAAGAUGAAAUAUAUACUAUCUUAUCACAUCAUAGUCUGGAUAUUCAAGAUAUUCGAGGGCGAGGAUAUGAUUGUGCAAGUAAUAUGCGAGGUGAGUGGAAUGGAUUAAAAGCUUUAGUUUCAAAUGAUUGUCCAUAUGCUUAUUACAUUCAUUGUUUUGCACAUCGCUUGCAAUUACCAUUAAUGGCAGCAUCAAAAGAAGUUAUUCUUGUUCAAAGUUUUUUUAAUAGAUUAUCAUCUAUUGUCAAUGUUGUUGGUGCUUCAUGCAAGCGUACUGAGCAACUAAAAAAAGCUUAUGUUGAUCAAAUUGCAUAUUUUGUUGAAAUUGGUGAGCUUGAAGGAAGAGGACUUAAUCAGAUUAACACAUUACAACGGGUUGGAGAUACUCGUUGGGGUUCUCACUUGAGAUCGAUUUCUAGCUUGAUCACUGAUGCACUUUGUCAAGCUUUGCAAUGUCAGUCUCAAGACAUUUUAAAUGCGAUGAAUUUUGUUUCAUCCACUAAAGCACUUAUUCAAAAAUUCAGAGAUGAAGAGUGGGAUAAUUUACUUACCACUGUAAAAUCAUUUUGUGAGGCACGUGACAUAGAUGUCCUAGAUAUGAAUGCUCGUUAUGUUAAGAGAGGAGUGGAAUUGCUUAAUCUUAGUUCAGCUCUUGAUCCUAAAGAGGCACGUGAGUCCUUUAGAAGUAUAGACAUUUUGUUGUUAGUGAGCAAGUUUUAUUCGAAAGACUUCACAAAUCAAGAAAUGACACUUUCAAAAACAGAAGUUGAUCAUUAUAAGCACAAUGUAGUUCGGCAUCCGGACUUCAAGAAGGUAUCAAUUUCUACUGCAACUACAGAGCGAGCAUUUUCAGCCAUGAAUAUUAUCAAGAAUAAGCUUUGCAACAAGAUGGAAGAUGAUUUUCUAAUGGACUCUAUGAUUUUGUAUAUUGAGUAG